UUCGGGCAAUGGACGCGUGUGGAAAGCCGAAGGGAAAUCACUUACCGCCAGCCCCGCAUCCACAAUAUUGCGUGUACAAAAGGGGCGUGUGCGUGGCUCCAGUGUGUGUGUGUGUGCCGAAAAAGUAAUGAGUUCUUUGGGUCCUCGACGAGUAGAUGCAAAAUACUAAACGCUAAAAAAGUGCCUUUAUGUUUUACCGAUUUUCCGGGCCUCACUUUGCGUAGUACUAAUUAAACGGCUUAAGAAUCACUAUCCGAAGAAUCCUGGCCAGUAUCCCUUGCCUUGAGAAAGCCCAAGGCUAAGUGCUGCAGAAAGUGAAUUUGAAGUAAAAGAAAAUUGCAUACAUUUACGGUUGACUUAUGAACGUCAGCAAAACAAAGUCCAUAAAAUAUUUGUUCGAAAACUGUGGGUCCAGAAGUCAUACCAAGAACAAGGUAUAAGGCGGUGUCCCUGAAAUGCGCCAAAAAUGCUGCUGCUGCUGCUGCUGUUGAGUGCGAAGUUCACCUUCACCCGACGUGCAUGUCAUGCAAACGUAUGAAAAAUCGAUACUGGAUUCCGCUGCUGAAGCAUCAGCCGUUGCACACUUAUUAGCCGCCAACUGAAGCCUCUCAAAAUUGCAGUCAAUCCAACGACACAGACCCAUUAUCCCAGAUAGAACAUAGACCACACAGGCAUCACAGGCAGAAAAGACCAUUGCCAUGGUGGAUGCCAAGCCACAGGCAGCCGCUCCGGGAGCAGUGCCGGGCACACCGCCGGCUGGCUUUGCCGGGGAGCGCUCCAAGAUCAAGCUCUUCAUGGAGCGGACGCCCAGCAUCGGGGCCCUCAAGUCCAAGUUCCUCACUGUGCUGGGCAACAGCAAUGAGCUGCUCAACGGCAUAUCAAAUAAGCUGACGCUGAGCAGCAGCAGCAGCGACUCGGACUACUGCGAUGACGACGAAGAUGUGCCCAAGUUUGACGAGAGCAUUGACUACACCAAGAUUGACUUUGAGGGACGGCGGGUAAAGGCUCGACGAGCGCACGAAGAGAUCAUCUCGGGACGGUAUCGUCAGCCCAAUUUGGCGCCGCGUCCUCGCCUAGAACCGUCGCGCGGCAGGCAUGCUGCCAAUAAGCUGGGAGGACCACAGCGCUCGAGCUCAUCCUCCAGCAGUUCCGGCAGCAGCAGUGACGACAGCAGCUCCAUGUCGCUACCCGAGAACCUGGCAGGACGCUCCCAUGACGUGAGCAGCACCACGCGCUCCGAUUCUAUAGAGUCACGCCACUCCGGAGGAUAUGAGCGGGCCAGAGCGAUAGCCGGAGCUCGGCGCAGCGAGAUGGACAUGCAAAAGGACAUGCAGAGGAUUGGCGAGCUGGUCGAGGCCCCGCCGCCACACAUCGACGUGCAGCCUCCUACGGAAGGAAUGGGAGCAGGAGGAGCUGGAUCCGGAGGACGGCAACAGUGGGCUGGCGGCAGUAACUCUAUGCGAGUGCCGCCGCGCAGCCGCACUUCGAAUAGUAGCACGCUAACCAGCCUAAGGGACGAGCCGGACCAACUCCUGGCCAGCCCAAGUAUGGAGUCCACCGACUGGCGGCACUUCAUUCGAUCCGAGUCGCAGAACUCGGUGCCGUCGUGGGCCUCGUCCAUCAGCCUAGACUGCCGGGCGGGCGAGGAGCCUGUCAAGGAGUUUAUGAAGCACUUCACCGCCAUGAUCUUCGGCGGCUCACCGGGAGCCAUCGAUCUGGAGUUGAAGUCCGAGUUCGGGGUGCUGCUCCGGCUGGAGAUUGGCAGGCUGUGGUUUACGCGCUUCCUAACCGAGCAGCGCCACAAGUCCAAGCGACUCGACUCGGUCACCUUUGGCGGCCUGGCCCAGUAUUUCGCCCUGGCCCUGUUCGAGUGCAGCGAGUGCGAGGACUACGCCCCAGCGGCUGUGCUCAUGAAUCUCUGCUUUCUGUUCUACCACGAGGUAGAGGUACCCGGCUGCGACCCUUACCGCGAGUACCUGUUCUCCUCGCUGCGCCAGCAGCCCAUCUGGCAGCAGCCGCGCUUCUGGAACGCCAUAUUCCACGAUGCUCUUCAGGCGGAGCGGGAGCACCGGGGUCGGAGUCAGCUGAGGCGCCAGCAGCGCCGCCAGCAGAAGCAGCAGCAGCGCCAGGUGGCAGCCGGAGCGACGGAGACGCCUCCACCCUCAAAGUCACCGCGCAAGCAGGGCGGCGGCGACUCCUCGUCGAGCUCGUCGCACCAGGCGGGCUCCAUUCAGGCUAGUCGGAAGCAGAGCAAGGCCAGCGUGGGUCAGCCCCAAUCGAUCAGGGAGCCAGAGGACAUUGCAUUUCGGCAACUUGGUGCCUUGACGUGCAACAUGCACUCUCUUGGGACGUCUCAGGAACUGUGCCUCGACUUCCUGAAAAAAAACGUGGUGGCUCUCAACCUAUCCAAAGACAAAGCCAAACUCAUCAGAGACAAUAUCUAUCGAAUGUAUCACGAGACGCAACUCUGGGGAGCCCGACACGCCUGAGGUGAUCCAAGUAACAAUUUCAAAAGUACCUAACAAAACCGUGUUUCAAUCUUCGUCUCAAAUAAACCUAAACUUUUGUCUAAAGUCAGCCGACAACUCAGAGCUAAUCCUUAAAUUAGCAGAUCAAUGAAGUUUUAUCUGAACUCUGAAGUUUUUACUCAUGUUGUUGUAACACUAAAGAUAGUUAUGAAGUUAUUUGGUAUUCUUGUAGCUGGCUUUGAUUUCAAAUGCGAAGCAUUGGGAGAGAAUUGGGAGAAAUGCAUUAAUUGGUUAUAAUUAUUAAUAUAUUAAAAAGGUAGACAAAUUGGAAAGCUCAUUAGUAGUUAGAACUUGAUAUCAUUUUUAGGCAAAUUUAAAAUUGAAUACAAAAUUAUACCGAAACAUAUCUCUAAAGAUUUAUUCGCUUUAUUUCCAUUUAAAAGAAGAAUCAUCACUAAAAUCUCGAAUUAAAGCCCGCUACAAGAACACCAUUUUCAUAGCUGAGAGAUAUUGGGGGUAUCUAAGCGAAAACUGACAUGUACAUGUAUCUAUAAAUUGUGAUAAUAAUAUUUUGUGAUUACUUUAUAUAGACCUAAAUACCUAUGAGUACCAAAAUUAUGCAAUGCAAGUAGCUAAAAUAUCGCAGUUUCAAGUUGUUACCAAUAAAGAUCAAUAAAAUGCAA
Messenger RNA from Drosophila kikkawai, 3151 nucleotides. RefSeq lists its product as uncharacterized. NCBI's taxonomy places the organism in Eukaryota, Metazoa, Arthropoda, Insecta, Diptera, Drosophilidae. The record is from RefSeq and is a predicted model, not a curated record.